This is a messenger RNA of Drosophila takahashii, 4632 nucleotides long. It is a transcript of the gene pk, whose product is annotated as prickle. Gene Ontology annotation, molecular function: zinc ion binding. The record is from RefSeq and is a predicted model, not a curated record. NCBI's taxonomy places the organism in Eukaryota, Metazoa, Arthropoda, Insecta, Diptera, Drosophilidae.
GGAAAGUGUAAGAAAAAGCCACAAACAAGUAAUUAAAAUUCCACAUGAAGCUGAAUUUACUGCUGAAAUUUACAAAGUCGAAAAACAAAAGAGGCCAAAAAAGCGGCUACAAGAACAGAAUGUCAUUGCUAACAAGAGAAGACAACGAGAACUGAAAAAUAAUUACGGGCCAGGAGAAACAAUAAUAAUAAGCAACAUGAGCAGCCUGUCAGCCGCAGGAGGAUCAGGAGGAGGGGCAGGAGGGUCAGGGGGAGCAGAUGCCACUGCUACCGGCCAACAGGCAACUGUUACGGCCACCGGCAACAUGGAGCCAGCGAUGGUGCCACGUACCGCCAAUUUGCUGGCAUGCAAACAAUGGUGGCGCGUCUGCUUUUUGUACGGCGACCAGCAGAAAUAUUAUCGACAGCUCUAUAGCAAGGCGGCGGCCCAGCGGCUGGCGGACGCUAAUCAGGAUCCCAAUCCCGACAAUGGCAGCCGCGAUCGGGACUACGACACCGUGGACUGCGAUCUUAUCGCCGGGCAAUUAGAUGCCGCCGAGGAUGCGGACGAUGGCAUCGAUCUGGGCGAUCACGCGGGGAUGCCCCCGCCAACGGGACGACCGCUCUUCCCGUUCUCCUCCUCGCCGCGGCGCAGCAAGAAGCUCCUGAGAUCCCUGCGAGCCCAUGUCCGGGGAGAGAAGUCUUCGGGAAAGGCCACCACAAACGGCUCUACUAACGAGUCCAGCGAGAUGACCCAAAGGAAUGCCAGGGUGACCGUCCUCGAUGAUCCCUUUCUCUUCGGCAUCGAUGCCGAUCACCUGGGCGAUCUGGUGGUGCGGGGAAAACGCUACAGUCCGCUGGACGCCACCGAGAACAUGGCCAAGUUCUAUGGCGAACAGGAGGCCACCGCACAGGUCCUGGAGAUUAUCGAGCAGGAGGAGGAGGCGAAUCCUGUGAGUCAGGAAGCACCCAAGCCCGCCCUGCCGCCCAAGCAGAAGCAGCAGCGUCCUGUGCCGCCACUGCCACCACCACCGGCGAAUCGGAUCACUCAGGAUCAGCCUGCAACACCACAAGUGCAACCCCUGCAACCCCUGACCGUCGGCGAUCUUCAGUUUCUGAAUAUGAGCCUGCGGCACCGCAGUUUACCGCGCAGCAUGAAGCCGUUUAAGGAUGCCCACGAUAUCAGUUUCACUUUCAACGAACUGGACACGAGUGCCACCGCAGCGGAAGUGGCCACAGGAGCAGGAGCCGCCCAGCAGGAGUCAAAUGAGCCCAUCAGCCGAACGCCGCUAACGCAGAUCUCCUAUCUGCAGAAGAUCCCCACGCUGCCGCGCCACUUUUCACCCAGUGGGCAGGGCCACCUGGCCACGCCCCCCGCCCUCAGCCUGCCCAGCAGCUCCUCGGCCAGCGCCCUCUAUGCGGCCCAAACAGCAGCCGGCAUCCUUCCCACCUCCCCCCUGCCCCUGCAGCGGCACCAGCAGUACUUGCCACCGCACCACCAACAGGGAAUGGGAAUGGGAAUGGGUCUAGGAUCGGGAGCAGCAGGAGGAGGACCGCCCAUGGGCCCCCAGUAUUCGCCAGGCUGCCCGUCCGCCAAUCCCAAGUAUUCGAAUGCCCAGCUUCCGCCUCCGCCGCACCACCACCACCAGCUUUCGCCGGCCCUUUCGACGCCGUCGCCACCCUCGCUGCUCCAUCAUCCCGCCGGAGGAGGCACUUCCUCAGCCUCCGGACACGCCCCCUUCCUGGGCGGACCGCACAUGGACAUGCAGCGGCAGUCGCACUCGGACGACGACAGUGGCUGUGCUCUGGAGGAGUACACCUGGGUGCCACCAGGACUGCGGCCCGAUCAGGUUCGCUUGUAUUUCUCGCAAAUACCCGACGACAAAGUGCCAUACGUCAACAGUCCGGGGGAGCAGUAUCGUGUGCGACAAUUGCUGCAUCAACUUCCGCCGCAUGAUAACGAGGUUCGUUACUGUCACUCACUGACGGAUGAGGAGCGCAAGGAGCUGCGGCUCUUCUCCACGCAGCGCAAACGCGAUGCCCUGGGCCGCGGCAACGUGCGGCAGCUGAUGAGCGCCCGACCCUGCGACGGCUGCGACGAUCUAAUUUCCACGGGCGACAUCGCCGUGUUCGCCACGCGACUCGGCCCAAAUGCCAGCUGGCAUCCGGCCUGCUUCGCCUGCUGCGUAUGCCGCGAGCUCCUCGUGGACCUCAUCUACUUCCACCGGGAUGGUCGCAUGUACUGCGGACGCCACCACGCCGAGACCCUCAAGCCCCGCUGCUCGGCCUGCGAUGAGAUCAUCCUGGCGGACGAGUGCACGGAGGCGGAGGGCAGGGCGUGGCACAUGAACCACUUCGCCUGCCACGAGUGCGACAAGCAGCUGGGCGGUCAGCGGUACAUCAUGCGCGAGGGCAAACCGUACUGUCUGCACUGCUUCGACGCGAUGUUCGCCGAGUACUGCGACUACUGCGGCGAGGCGAUUGGGGUGGACCAGGGCCAGAUGAGCCACGACGGGCAGCACUGGCAUGCGACGGACGAGUGCUUCUCGUGCAACACGUGUCGCUGUUCGCUGCUCGGUCGCGCCUUCUUGCCACGAAGGGGGGCGAUCUACUGCUCGAUUGCCUGCAGCAAGGGGGAGCCGCCAACGCCGUCGGACAGUUCCGGCACGGGGAUGUACACCACGCCCACUCCGCCCACGCAGCGGGUGCGCCCACAUCCGCAGGCGCCCCUCCCGACGCGCAUCCCCAGCAGCCACGCCUCCAGCUCACCGCCCAUGUCGCCGCAGCAGCAGCAGCAACACCAGGCGACCUUCAACCAGGCCAUGUACCAAAUGCAGAGCCAACAGCUGGAGGCAGCUGGCGUUGGCCUGGUGGUGGAGCAGGGCAAGAGCUACGCCACCUCGGACUCGGAUGCGGGUGUGGUCAAGGAUCUGGAGCCCCACGGGCCACAUGGCGGCGACCUGACGGACUUUUCAGGAGGUCGCGCAUCCAGCACAUCGCAGAAUCUAUCGCCUCUCAACUCACCGGGCGACUUCCAGCCGCACUUUCUGCCCAAACCCAUGGAACUGCAGCGCGAUGGGGUCUACAACUUCAACGAGAUGUCCUCGAAUCUGGAUGCCGCCUGGCCGGCAAAGCCCACGAAUAGCUAUCAAAUGCAGCGGCAGCUCCUGGAGAAUCCGCACACCGCCAGCAUGCCGGAACUGGGAAUGUCGGGACAGAUGGUGGCGCCACCCGCCCACUUGCAGCAUUUGUCGCAGCUGCACGCCGUCUCCUCGUCGCAGCAAUUCCAGCAGCAGCACGAGUACGCGGAUAUCCUCCAUCCACCGCCUCCGCCGCCGGGUGAGGUUCCCGAACUGCCCACUCCCAACUUGAGUGUGGCCUCCACUGCCCUUCCACCCGAACUGAUGGGCUCACCCACCCACUCGGCGGGCGAAAGGUCGCUAAACACGCCCCUCUCCACGCAGUCCGCCACCCAUGGACCCCCGCAUCCGGUGUCCAUACUCAGUGGCGCCUCCUCCUCCUCGCCGAUGAGCGGGGAGCCGGGCAAGAAGAAGGGCGUGCGCUUCGAGGGAAUCCCGGACACUCUGCCGCGAUCGCGCAGCUACUCGGGCAAUGGAGCGGGCACGAGUGGAGGUGGCGAAAGGGAGAGGGAUAGGGACAGGGAAAAGGAUAAAGAGGGUGGUCGCCAUGGUCAUGGUCACGGGCACUCCUCCCGCCGACGAAGACGUCGCAAGUCCUCCUCCACCACCUCAUCUCACCAUCGCAGCGGCAGCGGGCAUCGCUCGCACUCGACCACUCGGGCGGAUACUUAUGCGCCUGCGCAGCCACUCUCCUCCUCCUACCAAGGUCCACCCUCGGCGCUGCAGGCUGCCAAUCUCGUCCAGGAGUCGCCCAAUCGACAGCAGAGGGAUCGGGAAAGGGACAGAGAGAGGGAGCGGGAGGAAUCCGAGGAGUCGGACGUCUGCUCCACCUGCUCCUCGAGCUCCUCCAGCUCCGAGGACUACAUGAUGAUGUACCAGCUGCCGCAGAGGCGCCACUACGGCGGGGUGCGGGUGAGCUAUGUGCCCAACGAUGCACUGGCCUACGAUCGGAAGAGGAAGCCCAGCGAGAUGGGCGGCGACAAGGACAAGAACUGCAUCAUCUCGUGAUGCCGUCCGCCGGAGGGGGUUCCAAUCAGAGCUCAGAUACACAGAUGUUAUUAAUGUGGCGGCAGCUAACGAAGUGGUUCAAAACGCUCGCGGAGAUCAUCAAUUCCACGCACCACACAAAGCAAAAUAAAGUUCAACUUGACAUUAAGGCGCCUAGUUAAGAUACACUCACCAACAUACAUAUGCAACUCCGGAGGAGGAGAAACCCUACGAUAAGAGCCAACACUGUUCCAAAUACACAUCCCUAGUUAAGCUAAUUGAAGGUCCGAACUAUAUAUAUUUUUAUAAUUACCAGUAGCGUAGGGAGAAUACAAUGCAGAUAACCCUAUUUAAACACUUUAUUUAUAUUUAUUACACUACACUAGGCUUACCAGAUACUCUAACUUUACGCCUAGACAAAUAAGUAGAUAUGCAAAAGGGUUCCUCGAGACUCCGAUGCCAGCAAUUGGGCUAAUGAAACUCUACAAUAAAUCUAGUUUAAGCCGACAUUCACGAGAAUAAAGAGU